AUGAGCUCUACGGCAAUACGAGGCGGAUGUACCUGGACGGCUGCUGGUUCUGGUGCUGGUAAUGGCUUGCGAUCAUUGGUAAACUCUAACAACGUAUCUUCAGUUCGCAGAGCCACAACUAUGCCCGCCAUGCUCAGACAAGCCCCGAUUUCGUUACUUUCCAAGGCGCAUAUCUGGAAGUCGACAUAUUCAACAGCUGCCCCACGAAACUCGCAACCUUGUAGCAAUUCCGUGUCUGGCCAGUCUGCAUGGAAGGCAGCUCGAUGCACUGGGGUUCGCUUAGGCAGGAUUGCUGGGUCCUCCAGCCCCCUACCUUUCCAAGCUCACUGUGGGCUUCUGGGCACCGCCUCCAGGGAUGUAAGCUGUGGUCUUGAUAUUGGUAACUGCACCGGACCUCGGAGCAUACGCAGGCACUUCUCGUUUAGAACAAGACGCCUCGAGGGAGAAAAGACGAGAAUUGGCGAACAAUCUUCUAAGCCGGCUCCGGUGACCACUUCGUCUUCCGGUAUCCGGAAGGUACUCCCGAAGUCCAUUGCUGCUUUGACGCCGCAUGAGAACAUCUACACAGUGCCGAACCUGUUGACGUUCAGUCGACUUAUCGCGACGCCGUUUAUCGGCUAUGCCCUCCUCCAAGAUGCUCACACUUGGGCUCUAGGACUUUUCGUCUAUGCUGGCGUUUCGGACUUGCUUGAUGGUUGGAUCGCACGUCGCUGGAAAUUGCAAACGGUUGUUGGCAGCAUCGUUGACCCCAUGGCUGACAAGAUACUGAUGACUGUUCUGACAGUCUGCCUAGCGGCCAAGGGGGCAUUGCCUGUGUGGUUGGCAGUCAUCAUUCUCGGACGAGACGUAGGGCUCGCAAUCUCUGCCAUCUAUUAUCGCUGGAUUUCCCUUCCGCCCCCCAAGACCUUUACCAGAUAUUGGGACUUCAGUCUACCUUCGGCGGAACUCGCGCUCAUGGGUUCAACUAUUGUAGCACCUUUCGUGACCGCCAUUGAGGUUGGACCAGCUUUGAUUGGACUGCAGUACAUUGUCGCAACAACCACCAUCUGGAGUGGAUUGAGCUAUGUUUUCAGCAAGGAUGCCGUCAAGAUUCUUUCAGACGCCAAGACCAAGGAACAGCCAGCGGAUUCAGAAGAUCCCAAAAAGCAGUGA
This is a messenger RNA of Truncatella angustata, 1152 nucleotides long. RefSeq names its product CDP-alcohol phosphatidyltransferase-domain-containing protein. Gene Ontology annotation, biological process: cardiolipin biosynthetic process. The record is from RefSeq and is a predicted model, not a curated record. Bases 1 to 1152 code for a protein of 383 amino acids. Gene Ontology annotation, molecular function: cardiolipin synthase activity. Gene Ontology annotation, cellular component: membrane; mitochondrion. The transcript has 5 exons. Lineage: Eukaryota; Fungi; Ascomycota; Sordariomycetes; Amphisphaeriales; Sporocadaceae.